Diceros bicornis minor is the source of this 360-nucleotide messenger RNA. RefSeq lists its product as uncharacterized. Bases 1 to 342 code for a protein of 113 amino acids. The transcript is spliced from 3 exons. NCBI's taxonomy places the organism in Eukaryota, Metazoa, Chordata, Mammalia, Perissodactyla, Rhinocerotidae. The record is from RefSeq and is a predicted model, not a curated record.
AUGGCGUAUUCCCUGAAUCUCCUGUUAUUUACGUAUUUGUCUAUGAAGACACAGGAAAAGGAAUGGAAAUAUAUCUUUUUGAGAAUUAUAGAUGUGAUACUAAAUGCCUUAUUUCAAAUCUUUCAGAAAUCCCCUUGCUAUAUUUCCAUUGUGACAAGUGCAACCCUGUGGGAGAGAAGCGUAUCUCAUGCAAAUCCCAGCCCUGAUCAUGAAAGAACCGCCUUGCCCUGCUCCAGAUUCACUGCUCACAUGAAGAAUUUCUCUGACUCUCUUAAACUUAGCCGUCUACAUUUUUUGCGUUUUCCAGGUAAAUUAAGACCAGAGUUUCUAAAGAACGCUUGAAUUGUGUUUCAAAAUAGC